CAGCAGACACGAUGCGAGCAGCAGGUAGCGCGCGGCUCGCGCUGGCGGCCUGCCUCUUGGCGCUGGCGGCGGCGCAGCAGCUGCCCUGGUGGUGGGGGCUGUCCGCCCCCGACUACAGCCCGGUCACCCAGGCGCCCAACAACAACGUGGGGGGCGGCGCGUCCACGGUGGACCCGCUCCGGCAGAGCACGUACGAACCCUGCGAGUGCGGCCCCGGCAAGUCGUGCGUCUGCGUGGUCUACUACCUGUGCAAGAACGACACCAUCGUCACCACCGGGCUCGAACUGCUCGACGACAGAAUAAACACACCAAAAGUUGAAAUGUGCCCUGGAGUACAACACUGCUGCCAGGAGCCACCUCGGAAAACCACAGGAAGUCAAACUCCUACUACACCACCGACGCCGUCAACACCACCGUAUGUGGAGCCUGGACCUGUGACACCGACUCCAAAGCCUCCCAUCCAAGUUCCUGUGGGACCUGUCAAGUCUGGUUGCGGAGUGAGGCAUGGGCUAUCACCAGCGACAGACAACAGCACAACAUUUGCAGAGUUCCCGUGGAUGCUGGUUGUCCAAGUAGCUGUAUUCCCAGGGGAUGGAAAACCACCUGCCUUUGUCUUCAAAUGUGGAGCUUCACUUCUGCACCCACAAGUUGCUCUCACUGCUGCACACUGCGUUAAAAGGUUGAUUCCAUCAGAUAUAAAAGUCAGAGCUGGAAUAUGGGACUUAACAGCAGCAACGGAACCUUUACCACACCAGGAGCGCAGGGUGAUAAAAAUAAUAAGACAUCCUCGAUUUGAAGAGAAGACACUCUUCAAUGACAUAGCACUCCUAGUGCUGGAUAAACAUUUUGAUGAAGCAAUGAAUGUUGAAGUUAUUUGUGUGCCUCCCCCUUCAGUAGAUUUCACAGGCCUUCGAUGUAUUGCAACUGGAUGGGGCACAUCAUCUCCUGAUGCUGAGAUUGUCCAGACUACAAUGAAGAAAGUGGAGCUGCCAGUAGUUUCCCGUGAUCACUGUGAAAAUGAGCUUCGCUUGACAAGACUUGGACGCUACUUUGAACUCCAUGAGAGCUUUAUAUGUGCUGGUGGUGAGCCACAAGUAGAUACCUGCCGUGGUUCUCUUCUGCACAAUACCAGUUACACUGAAGCAGUGCCAGCAGAACAUCCGUUCGUUAGGAACCAUCUACAGGAAAAUGACGAUGAUUCUGUCAAAUUGAAAACUGACAUUCACAGCCUAUCUGACAGUACAUAUCAUGGGAGUAGUCUUUAUGGCUCUGGUAGACAUAAAAGACAUGCAGUAAGCUCAAGAGAGAAUAUACCCAACUAUGGUACUCCAGGAACAUAUGCACAUUUCUUUAACACUCUGGGAAUAAAUCCAAAUAUACCUUCACUGCAGUGGCUCUCACAGUAUCUGCCAUUUAGUCAUCAAGGCAACCCAUUAACUGAUCAGCGUAACCAAGCCUUCUAUGGCUGGAACCCCUUCCUUCAAGGCACACAUUCUACAGUUCACCCGAACCCCCUGACCCCUGUAAAAUUUCCUCAGAAAAAUGAUAAGCAGUUUGAUAACAAAAAUGGCCCUCAUAACUCUGCUGAAAAUGUACCAAACUCUGGUGGAGCCUUGUACAGUUAUAAUGGAUACCCAAACACAAAUUCUGGGAACUUUUACAAUGGUAACAACUUACAUGGGUCUAACAUCAACAGUGGGAACCCACAUGUCACUAGUAGUAAUCCACAGUCUUUCGGGUGGAAGUACAAAAUCCCUGGCCCGAACCAGAACUACCCUGGCCCGAACCAGAACUACCCUGGCCCGAACCAGAACUACCCUGGCCCGAACCAGAACUACCCUGGCCCGAACCAGAACUACCCUGGCCCGAACCAGAACUACCCUGGCCCGAACCAGAACUACCCUGGCCCGAACCAGAACUACCCUGGCCCGAACCAGAACUACCCUGGCCCGAACCAGAACUACCCUGGCCCGAACCAGAACUACCCUGGCCCGAACCAGAACUACCCUGGCCCGAACCAGAACUACCCUGGCCCGAACCAGAACUACCCUGGCCCGAACCAGAACUACCCUGGCCCGAACCAGAACUACCCUGGCCCGAACCAGAACUACCCUGGCCCGAACCAGAACUACCCUGGCCCGAACCAGAACUACCCUGGCCCGAACCAGAACUACCCUGGCCCGAACCAGAACUACCCUGGCCCGAACCAGAACUACCCUGGCCCGAACCAGAACUACCCUGGCCCGAACCAGAAUCAAGAAAAUGCAAACAAGGAUGAGCAUAAAAAUCCAUGGUCACCAACUGCUGCAACUAAUACAGUGACACCUCUCUACACUGGAGGUGUCACAGGGCCACACACAAAUGACAGUGCUCACUCCUGGCCACAGGAUUCCAAAGAGAGUUCAGCUGAAGUGACACCAAUUGAUGGGGAUGGUGGUGGACCACUCAUGUGUCCCAUCACCGACGACGACGGACGCUAUGUUCAGGUUGGUAUCGUGUCGUGGGGCAUCGGCUGUGGAGGCAGCAGGACACCAGCAGUCUAUGCCAGCUUAUCCUAUUUCAGAGACUGGAUUGAUAAGCAGUUAGAAGAAAAUAAAUUUAUAAACAUUGCCAUACCACCACCAAGUGUGGAUCAAGAUGAAAGAUUUAAAGAACCUAAGCCAACAUGGGGAUGAGGAAAGAGAACAUUCUGAGCUUUAGAAUACACCAUAAAAAAUAUUUAAAUGAAGAUUUGGACAUGGACUUCUUUUUCUUGGUUGUUCAGAAAGCCAUAAGUUAGUAUGCAGUAAAGACCUUAGUUUAUUUAUGCUCUGUAGAAUAUUUGUCAUUAAAUUGAAUCAUGGAUUCACACAAACAGGAAACACAAAUUUCACUACAUAUUUUAAGCCUUUUAACAAUAUACUGCCACGCAUGUAUUUAUAAAUUGUACUGUUACGGAAUUUUUAAUAAUAAAAAGGAAGUUUGCAUGUCACAUAAUAAAGGCAUAAACACCAUA
Schistocerca piceifrons (Central American locust) is the source of this 2995-nucleotide messenger RNA. RefSeq lists its product as uncharacterized. The coding region runs from base 12 to 2675 and encodes 887 amino acids. Gene Ontology annotation, biological process: proteolysis. Gene Ontology annotation, molecular function: serine-type endopeptidase activity. Lineage: Eukaryota; Metazoa; Arthropoda; Insecta; Orthoptera; Acrididae. The record is from RefSeq and is a predicted model, not a curated record. The transcript has 6 exons.